AUGCCGCCCACCAGUUCGUCCGUCUACCAAAACGCCGACUUGUUCAAGUUCCCCUCGCGCCGGAGCGUUGUCCACAGCACCGACGGCAUCGUCGCCUGCACGCAGCCGCUCGCUGCGAAAUGCGGCCUCGACGUGCUUCGCGCAGGAGGCAAUGCGGCUGAUGCCGCCGUCGCAGUUGCUGCCGGCCUCAACAUGACGGAGCCGUGCUCGACAGGCAUCGGCGGCGACAUGUUCAUCCUCUUCUGGGACGCAUCCGCCAAGCAGGUCAGGGCCAUGAACGGCUCCGGCCGCGCUGCCGCCAAGUCGACCCUCGACGCCGUCCGCAAGCGCCUCAACAUCCCCGACGACAGGCCCGAUGCCGAGAUCCCCAAGACCAGCGCUCUGGCCGUCACUGUGCCCGGCGCAGCGGCCGGAUGGGUCGAUGCCGUCGAAAGGUUUGGCAGCGGCAACGUCGACUUGAAGCGUGUGCUGGCGCCGGCUAUUGAGCUUGGCGAGAAGGGGUUCCCUGUGCACGAGGAGGCCGCACACUAUGUAAGAGAAAAUAAAACACGGUCAUCUAGUUUGCGACAAGACAGUGCUGAUGAGAGAAUGCAGUGGGGUGCUUCCGAAGCUCGCCUCAGGCAAGCAUCGCCCAACUUUGCAGAGAUGCUCAAGGUCGACCCCGAAGCCCAGGGAGGCGUCCGCGCCCCUCGCGCCGGCGAGGUCAUGAAGAACCCGACCUUGGCCAGGACCUUUCGCACUCUGGCCGAGGAGGGCAAGAAGGGCUUCUAUCAGGGCAGAAUCGCAGAGGAGCUCGUCGCCGUUGUCCAGAGUCUGGGCGGGCUGUUGGAGCUCGACGAUCUCAAGCACCACCUGGACGUGGGCAGCGAGCCCGUCGAGCCCAUCUCUCUCAAGUUCCACGGCCAGGGAACCGGCCACGACGGCGGCGUGGAACUCUGGGAGCACCCGCCCAACGGCCAGGGCAUCAUCGCCCUUAUGGCCCUAGGCAUCAUCCAGGAGCUCGAGAAGCAGGGCAAGAUCCCGACCUUUGGGCCGCAAGACUUCAACUCGGCCCCGUACCUGCACGCCAUUAUUGAAGCCCUGAGGCUAGGCUUCGCAGACGGCAGCUGGUUCGUCACGGACCCCAACGUCACCAAGGUCCCGGCCCGGGGGCUCAUCUCGCAGGAAUACCUCGCCGAGCGGGCCAAGCUCUUUGAUGCCACGAGGGCCGUCCUGACCCACGAGCACGGCAACCCGCCCUUUGCCUCGCCCGCCCUGUCCAGCAGCGACACGGUCUACUUUACCGUCACCGACGCGCAGGGCAACGCCGCGUCCUUCAUCAACUCCAACUACGCCGGCUUCGGGACCAGCAUCAUCCCCAAGGGCUGCGGCUUCACCCUCCAGAACCGCGGGUCCAACUUCUCCCUCAACCCCGACCACCCCAACAAGAUGGAGCCCAGAAAGAGGCCGUACCACACAAUCAUCCCCGGCAUGGUGACCAACCUGCAAGACGGCUCGCUGCACUCGUCCUUUGGCGUCAUGGGCGGCUUCAUGCAGCCCCAGGGCCACGUCCAGGUCCUCCUGGGGCAGCUCGUCGGCCGCCUGAACCCGCAGCAGGCCCUCGACGCCCCGAGGAUCUGCAUCGGCGGCGGGCUCCCCGAGAGCGGCGAGGCCAUUGACUGGACCGUCAAUGUCGAGGAAGGCAUGCCGGAGGAGACCAUCGAGGGGCUCAAGAGGCUCGGCCACAAGGUGAGCGUCGUGACCGGCACCGCGAGGGGCUUGUUUGGACGCGGCCAGAUUAUCCGCCACGUCGUUGAUCCGGUCGACGGGACGCGCAUCUGGUCUGCGGGCAGCGACAUGAGGGCCGACGGCGCCGCGUAUCCCCUGUAG
This is a messenger RNA of Metarhizium robertsii ARSEF 23, 1869 nucleotides long. RefSeq names its product lincomycin-condensing protein. The coding region runs from base 1 to 1869 and encodes 622 amino acids. NCBI's taxonomy places the organism in Eukaryota, Fungi, Ascomycota, Sordariomycetes, Hypocreales, Clavicipitaceae. The record is from RefSeq and is a predicted model, not a curated record. The transcript is spliced from 3 exons.